Messenger RNA from Medicago truncatula (barrel medic), 2361 nucleotides. RefSeq names its product probable L-type lectin-domain containing receptor kinase VII.2. Lineage: Eukaryota; Viridiplantae; Streptophyta; Magnoliopsida; Fabales; Fabaceae. Gene Ontology annotation, biological process: protein phosphorylation. Gene Ontology annotation, molecular function: ATP binding; protein kinase activity; carbohydrate binding. The transcript has a single exon. Bases 45 to 2114 code for a protein of 689 amino acids. The record is from RefSeq and is a predicted model, not a curated record.
CUCAAUUUGUCAACUGUUUCUCAUUCAUUCUUAGUUCUUUGCCAAUGCCUCAACUUAAGCUACUUUUCACUCUUCUUUACACUUUAACCAUUUUGAGUUAUGUUUCCACUACUGAAUUUGUCUAUAAUACAAACUUCAACUCCAAAAACAUUAUCCUAUAUGGAAAUGCAACCAUUAACAAAUCCAUUCUCACUCUGACUAAUGACACUUCUACUUCCUUCUCAAUAGCUCGUGCUUUUUACCCUAAAAAAAUACCUACAAAACCAUCAAACUCUUCCACUCUUCUCCCAUUUGCUACUUCCUUCAUUUUCUCUGUCUCCCCCAUCAAAAACUUUAUCACAGGACAUGGCUUUGCCUUCAUAUUCACACCUUCAAGUGGUCUAAAUGGAACAACAUCAACCGAGUAUAUCGGUUUUUUAAAUCUUACAAAUCAAGGUAAUCCUAACGACCAUGUUUUUGGAGUCGAAUUCGAUAUAGUUAGAAACGAAGAAUUCAAUGAUACUGAUGAUAAUCAUGUUGGUAUCGACGUAAACUCUCUAACAUCCGUAUCUUCACAUGAGGCUGGCUAUUGGGGUGGGAAACAUGACAAGAAGUUUAAUGUGUUGAACAUGAACAGUGGAGAAAAUUAUCAAGUAUGGAUUGAGUUUAUGCACUCUCAGAUAAACGUUACGAUGGCUCGGGCAGGACAAAAGAGGCCACGUGUGCCUCUUAUCAGCAUGAAUCUUAACCUUUCUGGAGUUCUUAGGGAUGAAACUUAUGUUGGAUUCUGUGCAGCCACGGGGAAGAAAAGAGAUAGUGUUAAGAUUCUUGCUUGGAGCUUUAGUAAUACAAAUUUUUCAAUUGGUGAUGCUUUAGUAACACACAACUUGCCUUCAUUUGUCCCUCAUAAAGGAUGGUUUUUCGGAGCAAAGGCUAUAGAUGUAGGAAUAACCAGUGUUGUCUGUGUCUUAAUCAUUGGUUGUGCAGUGUUAUUCAUUCGCCAUAUGAGAAACAAAGGAGAAGAAGAAAUUGAAGAUUGGGAAUUAGAGUAUUGGCCACAUAGGAUUAGUUUCCAAGAGAUUCAUGCAGCAACAGGAGGAUUCUCUGAAGAGAAUGCGGUUGCUGUAGGAGGGAACAAAAGUAUAUAUAAAGGGAUUUUGCAAGGCGUUGAAGUCGCUGUCAAGAUAAUCCCUCAAGAGAGAGAAGGGAUGAGAGAGUUUUUGGCCGAGGUUUCAAGCCUAGGAAGACUGAAACAUAGAAAUUUAGUAGGAUUCAGAGGUUGGUGCAAGGAAGAAAAGGGAAACUUGAUUCUAGUUUAUGACUUCAUGACUAAUGGAAGUUUAGACAAAUGGAUCUUUGAGUGUGAAGAAGGAAAGAUGCUAACAUGGGAAGAGAGGAUUCAAGUUUUGAAAAAUGUAGCCACAGGGAUUCUAUACCUGCAUGAAGGUUGGGAAGUCAAGGUUUUGCAUAGGGAUAUCAAAGCAAGCAAUGUUCUACUUGACAAGGAUAUGAAUGCUAGAUUGGGGGAUUUUGGUUUGGCUCUCAUGCAUGAGCAUCACGGACAAGUGGCCAGCACAACAAAAGUACUCGGAACAUUAGGAUACAUUGCUCCAGAAGUGAUUCGAACAGGAAGAGCAUCAACUAUGUCUGAUGUGUUUGGGUUUGGAAUAUUGGUGUUGGAAGUGAUUUGCGGCCGAAGACCUAUUGAUGAACAUAAGCCAGGGCUAAUCGAAUGGAUGGAGUCCCUAAUGGUGCUUGAUCAACUUCACAGUGCUGUUGAUGAAAGGUUGAAGGCUAAGGGAGGAUACACCAUUGAGGAAGCUGAGAGAUUGCUUCAUUUGGGUUUACAGUGUUCAAAUUCAGACCCUAGUGUUAGACCAGUAAUGAGACAGGUUGUGAAAAUGUUAGAGGGAGAAAUGGAAAGCAUUGAAUCUGAUGAAGAAAAUACAGAGAAAAGUUUACUUGGAAGAAUAAAAUCAGCUGCAAUGUGGUCUAGAACUGAAAGUACACUUCCAUAUAGAGAUCACCCUACUUUUGAAGAAAUUAGAAUGUUCAGUUAUAAUUCUAAGACAUCUACAAGUGGCUCAAGUUCAAUUUUACCGUCGGAUUCAGAUAUCAUUCGGGAAGGCCGGUAAUGUUGUAGGUCAUUGGUUGCUGCAGAUUUUAGGUUAUCCAUCAUGUGGCAAUGAAUGAAGAAUAUUCAAGGAAUAGCUUAUUUGGAUAUGAUUUGUGUACACUACCAAAUCAUGGAAGUUGCUAUCCAAUGAGUUAAUUGUUUUCUACUAUAAUUUUUUACAUAUUUCAUAGAAUAUUGUAUUUAUAAAGGCCAAAAUUCUGUGCAAAAUUACACAUGGUGAUCAGAGGAUGUAUGUAAUUUAAACA